Messenger RNA from Oenanthe melanoleuca, 1769 nucleotides. RefSeq lists its product as uncharacterized. Bases 291 to 1769 code for a protein of 492 amino acids. The record is from RefSeq and is a predicted model, not a curated record. The transcript is spliced from 3 exons. NCBI's taxonomy places the organism in Eukaryota, Metazoa, Chordata, Aves, Passeriformes, Muscicapidae.
GCCAGCCGGAAAGACCUGAAAGAUGAGCCUUUGGAAAAUCCGGAAUGGGAACUGUUUACAGAUGGAUCCAGCUUUGUGGAAAACGGAACCAGAAACCAUGGUAUACACAUGAAGAUGAGAAGCUUGCUCAAUUUGUUCAGGCCCAGAAGAACGAAAAAGGAUGUCCUUACAGCGCUGCGAGGAGCAUUGCAGUGGAACCGGCCCCUGCCCUUGGAGAAUCCUGUCCAUGACAUACAGCCAGGAGAUCAAGUAUAUGUGAAGAACUGGAAUACGGAACCCUUGAAAGAAGUAUGGGACGGUCCUCACCAGGUGAUCAUGACUACCUACACGGCAGUGAAAGUCCAAGGGAUCGAAAACUGGAUUCACUACACUCGAAUCAAGAAGGUCCCGUCAAGAUGGGAAGUACAGCCUCUGUCGGCAACAAAGCUGGUGUUCAGGGCAAGGACUUAGUUCUUUUAACAUUAGUCUGUAUAAUGCAGGUGGGAGAAGCAUUUGUUAAAAUUACAGUUCCGGAGCCAGAUGUAAUGGUGCCUGAAGGUGCGGGAGUAAAUUUAACCUGUUUGUUUUCUGACAACCAGAGAGCUGGAUUAAAAGAAGUACAUGCAGCCUGGAGACAAAUCACCACAGACGAGGUAUUUACAGAAGGAAUCGUGACACUUUGGGAUAUGGAACAGCAAAGAGGUAACACCACAUUGACAAUAUCUCAUAUGCAAGCUGAUCAGGUAGGACAAUUCUCAUGCAUUGUGCGGAUUAGAGAAAGUUUUGAUUAUGGGGACAUAAAUGUAGGUAUUCUAAAAGAGAAUGGGAGAACAUGGCAGGUGACAGAAGCUGGAAAAACACAACAAGAAUUGGGACAAGAAAAUUUAAUAGUGGGAUUGGUUAGAGAUUUUGGACAAGUACAGAAUACUACGUCCAUCACUGCAUGUUUACCUUUACCUAAAGCGGCAGGAGAUCCAAUACCAUGGGGCAUCAUUCCCGUUGGGGAAAUGCCUCCAGUAACUAUAAAUGGGACAAAAAGAUGUAAUAAAGAAAUACGGAAUCAUACUAAGAUGAUAGAGGAAACCUAUACAGUUCGAGGGAAAUGGUCAACACCGGGACAAAAGAGUGAGUGCCUAAAAUUACUAAAUCCAGUUUUUACAAGAAUUGGACGGUUCAAGAAUGUAGGAUGGUGUACUUAUGACAUAAGACAAAAAAGACAAAAACCAGUCACAGAAUUUUCUUAUGAGAUAGUAUGUCAAGAAGGGAAGGAAGAAUGGGAACAUUGGAAAACGAUUUGGGGUCCUAGUUUGUUAGAACCUUACAGUUACAUAGGACCAGUACAUUGGUGUGUCGAAUGGUCAGGCCAGAGAGAGCAAGAACAUCUAGGAGUGUUAGGAACUGAAACAGUAAGACGGGAUCGAGUGACCCUCACACCUAGCUGGAAUUGUAGCAAAAUAAUCACCUGUGAUACCCCUGAAUCCCAAAUUGGUUUAGUGCCAGUACGGAUACUAUUAAAAUGGGGCUGUGAAUGUCAAAGGUAUAAUCAUACAAUAACAGGUGAAAUAAAAGGGGCAUGGAAAGAUUGUCAGGCGACUACCAUCAGGAGUCCAGGGCAUUCAGUGUGGGUAAUGGGGCACGGACAGUGGACUACUCAUAUGCCUAUUAACGGCCCGGUCACACAGAUUACUUUAGGAGUCCCUACACUUUGUCCUUUUUGGAAACAGUCUAAAUUAACGCAGAGAUGCAGUCACGAACAAAGAGAGAAACAAAUGAAGUGGCAGAAGAACUAG